AUGACUUCCCCGGCCCUCACGACAGCUGAAGACCUGCCGGCAGAGUCUGUCCGCUCCGCCCCUUUGGAAACCCAUCAAGAAGACACAUCCGAAUUCGGCGAAGAAAACUCGGAAACUAAUGACGUCGGCGACGAUCAGCCACCCAAGCCGCAGCCUCAGAAAAGACGACGGGUGACACGUGCCUGUGAUGAAUGUCGGCGCAAGAAAAUCAAAUGCGACGGCAAGCAGCCGUGCACGCAUUGUACCGUCUAUAGCUAUGGUAUUACUUACGAUCAACCAUCAAACCGCCGACGGAACGCAACUCCUCAGUAUAUUGAGGCCUUGGAGAGCCAACUGAAGCGUGCCAAAGCCUUAUUGCAGGUGGUGCUCCCAACUGUAGAUUUAAACGACCCUGCCAUCGAUGCCCACCUUCAGAAUGGAUUGCUACCACAGCUACCCCAGGCGGCUCCCCGACUUCCCGUGAUGCCCAUGGAAUCACGCGCGCCCCAUCAUCAUGUCCCUUUGCAAAACGAAGAUGUUCCUGACUCACAUCUAGAGGCCAUGGUCAAAGCGACAGGCCAGCUGGAUCUUGACGAAGAGGGAAACUGGGAUUACCAAGGCCAUUCUUCCGGACUUAGCUUCAUGAGGGGGCUUCGCCAAUUUGAUGACAUGUUCCAAAUUCUACCAGAUGCUUCGCCGUCUUUUAAGCAACGUACAAUGUCUUAUGAUGCCUCCUCACCAAGUGCUCUUUCCAUAGCUGGAUCUACGUCUUCAGCGGUCAAUGUGGCUCUUCCCAGCAAAGAAGAGGCACGCACUUUGUGCGACAACGCCAUUAUUCAGUAUACUGCCAUGCUCCGAGUGGUCCAUCUUCCUACUUUCUAUGAGCAGAUGGAACGCGUAUACAAAGUAGCACCCGAAAACUACGGAAGUGCUGAAACUAGUUUCUUGCCUCUGCUUUUCGCUGUUCUGGCCCUGGGAACGCUCUACUCAGAGAAUGAGCAGGGUGCUGAUGUUACAGGCUACGAUGCCCUAACUGACGAAGGACUCAAGUACUUCAAGGCUUCCCGCCAACUCCUGGACAUUACUGAUUGUAGAGAUUUAACCUCGCUUCAAGCCAUUGUUUUCAUGAUACAGUUUUUGCAGUCAUCGGCCAAGCUUAGCACAUGCUAUGCGUAUAUUGGAAUUGCCCUACGCUCAGCACUGCGUAUGGGUUUGCACCGUUCGUUCAAUGUCACAUUCUCGCCUAUCGAAUCUGAAACACGUAAACGUAUAUUCUGGGUUAUUCGGCGAAUGGACACAUAUGUUGGAGCUAUGCUCGGAUUACCGCGAUUCUUGGAGGACGAAGAUAUCGAUCAGGAAUGGCCGGCCGAAGUUGAUGACGAAUACAUUACAGAGACUGGGAUUCUGCCUAUGCCAGAAGGAACCAUUUCCGUAAUGGCUGCUUUCAACGCGCAUACUCGUCUCGUACAAGUACUGAACAAAAUCUGCAAAUAUGUGUAUCCUAUCAAGGGUACGCAGUCGGGCGGCAAGAAUUCGGUAACCUACACUGUGGGUUACUCCAAGAUCCGAGAAAUUGAGAAAGACUUGGCACGCUGGCUAGACGAGUUGCCCGCCGCACUGAAGCCUGGUGGCGAGGUUCCACCUGUUAUCAAAAGGGUUCAACAGCUUCUUCGCAUGGCUUUUGGACAUGCACAGCUCUUGCUAUACCGGCCAUUUUUGCACUAUGUUUCACAAUCUUUCAGCGCCAAAGCUGUUGACCAGAGGGCAUUUGCAUGCGCCUCUGCUUGCGUCAACGUCUCCCGUAACAUCAUCCACAUCUCCACAGAAAUGCGGAAGCGCGGUGUACUAGCCGGGGCAUAUUGGUUCUCCAUGUACACGACAUUUUUCGCUAUCGUAUCAAUUCUCUAUUUUGUAUUGGAAAAUCCUACUAGCCCCACCAGUUUUGAGUUGCUACGAGAUGCUGUGGAGGGCAAGGAGGUACUGGCCUAUUUUGCAAAGAGAAGUCUGGCAGCUGAUAGGUGCAGUAUUGCGCUUGAGGGCAUGUUCGAACGGCUACCAGAGUCUAUUAGACAUGGUGGAGAGAUCAUUGCGUCAAAAAAACGCCGACAAGGAAGCUCACCGCAAUCCUCAGGAACAAGACCUACCUUGGCCAGUCAAAAAGAAACGAUAGCCCCACGACGAGCGAGCACCUACCCUGACAACAUUCCACACGUCAAGACGGCUGGCCCUGGCGCGUCCUAUCCGUCUCCCCACAGUCAUUUUGCUGGGAUUGGCUCAAACUCUUCAUAUCCCUCACACUCAAUCUCUAACCCUAACUUGUUCGAUGGUGUUCCGGGUCUCACACCUACCUCUUCCAAUGACAGUCUGCCAAGCUUUGGUAUGGCCCCUAUUCAUGACGCGCAACAAAGCUCGGUCUACAGUCCUUCGGUUUUGAGCAACUCAUUCACAGAUCCAUCAGGCAUGAAUGUGCCAAUCGCAGAUAUCUCGACUAUGAUGUUUCCUUCUACCGACCCUCUUGCCUAUCCGAAUCAACCAAUGACUGCUUUCGAAAACAGGCAUCCUCAAGCGUUUGAUCGCACCAGUGUUCCACCGGUGAGCAGCGGCCUUCCACACCCAAUGUCGUCCGGCAUAGACGUGAAGGGGCAUCCUCCCAUGUUUGCACCAACCAGUAUGCCCGGUGGUCAAGGCCGACCACAGAACGACAACGAAGCCCAACUGUUUAGUAAUAUUCCCAUGUACUUGAUGCAAGGCGCACAGCAGUAUCGAACCUAUCCACAGCCAGGGAUGCAAAUACAAGGACCACACAAUGUUCAGUUCGAUGACUUGCUUACCCAAGAGGACUGGUCACAUUCUUUCAUGGACCCGGCGUUGACCAUGGGUAAUGGGAGGCCGCCACAUCAGCAAUUUAUCCCGCAUGGGUGGCGUUGA
Messenger RNA from Bipolaris zeicola 26-R-13, 2907 nucleotides. RefSeq lists its product as uncharacterized. Gene Ontology annotation, cellular component: nucleus. The transcript is spliced from 5 exons. The record is from RefSeq and is a predicted model, not a curated record. Gene Ontology annotation, molecular function: zinc ion binding; DNA-binding transcription factor activity, RNA polymerase II-specific; sequence-specific DNA binding. Bases 1 to 2907 code for a protein of 968 amino acids. Gene Ontology annotation, biological process: positive regulation of transcription by RNA polymerase II; DNA-templated transcription. NCBI's taxonomy places the organism in Eukaryota, Fungi, Ascomycota, Dothideomycetes, Pleosporales, Pleosporaceae.